This is a messenger RNA of Guyanagaster necrorhizus, 840 nucleotides long. RefSeq lists its product as uncharacterized. The coding region runs from base 65 to 676 and encodes 203 amino acids. The transcript has 6 exons. Lineage: Eukaryota; Fungi; Basidiomycota; Agaricomycetes; Agaricales; Physalacriaceae. The record is from RefSeq and is a predicted model, not a curated record. Gene Ontology annotation, cellular component: membrane; cytoplasm; mitochondrion.
AUUCAAUGUCGUGCUCGCGAAUGAAUGUUCCUUUUCUUCCUGCCUUUUGUUUCUUUUUACCGUCAUGUCCAGCUUUGCCGUCGCACGAGCAUACCAUCAGUCUUUCCACACUUACCCUAGUAUCACGCUUGCCUGCAUAGGUGGAACCAUGAAUGGACUCGGCGAUGUCGUUGCUCAGGUCUCUCAGAUGAUCUUCACAAAAGCACAUGAACAACGUCCUUCGUAUGAUUUUCACAGAACAUUUCGCUUUUUCUGCUUCGGUUUUGCAAUAAGUCCCUGGAUUGGAAGAUGGAACAAAUUCCUCGAGUGUCGAUUCCCAAUAAGGCGCACUUCCACCAACUCGAGUCGUGGAAGGGCCAAAUCUCUCGCCAAAAGAGUCGCCUGUGAUCAAAUUUUCAUGGCACCAAUUGGGCUCGCUCUCUUUUUGGGUUCUAUGGGAUUAAUGGAAGGCCGAAAUCUCUCUCAAAUACAAGAAAAAUACAAAGAUCUUUACAAGCCCGCCCUCAUCACCAACUGGCAAGUCUGGCCCGUCGCGCAACUCGUCAACUUUCGUUUCAUGCCUCUGCCCUAUCGCGUCCCCUUCCAAUCCACAUGCGGUGUGUUCUGGACGCUCUAUUUGUCCAUCAUCAAUUCAAAUGAGGAUCAAAAACAAGAUAGACGGGAUCCCUCGAACUGAAUUUCUUCUCAACAUGGACACUAAUAUAUAUACAUAUCUAUCGCAUUUAAUCACGAGUUCCUCUCAUCAUUUCAACCGGAAUCAUCUGUAGUCCAUACUAGUCAUACAUCCUAGAGCAUGUAGUAGCAUACAACAUUUCAUGAAGCCCCAUACUUGUGUCUAAA